AUGGGGAAGGAACAUAGAAGACCAGAAGUUGUCAACACCAUUAAUGGAAGUGUGCUUGGAGCCGGGCGCAGGGCUGGACGUAUUCAUCAGGGGAGCAGCUCCCCCACGCUCAGGUCUCCAGGUAUUCAUCAAGGGAGCAGCUCCCCCACACUGAGGUCUCCAGGUAUUCAUCAAGGGAGCAGCUCCCCCACACUGAGGUCUCCAGGUAUUCAUCAAGGGAGCAGCUCCCCCUCAGUGAGGUCUCCAGGUAUUCAUCAAGGGAGCGGCUCCCCCACACUGAGGUCUCCAGGUAUUCAUCAAGGGAGCAGCUCCCCCACACUGAGGUCUCCAGGUAUUCAUCAAGGGAGCGGCUCCCCCACACUGACGUCUCCAGGUAUUCAUCAAGGGAGCAGCUCCCCCACACUGACGUCUCCAGGUAUUCAUCAAGGGAGCGGCUCCCCCACACUGACGUCUCCAGGUAUUCAUCAAGGGAGCGGCUCCCCCACUCUGACGUCUCCAGGUAUUCAUCAAGGGAGCGGAUCCCCCACACUGACGUCUCCAGGUAUUCAUCAAGGGAGCGGCUCCCCCACACUGACGUCUCCAGGUAUUCAUCAAGGGAGCAGCUCCCCCACACUGACGUCUCCAGGUAUUCAUCAAGGGAGCGGCUCCCCCACACUGACGUCUCCAGGUAUUCAUCAAGGGAGCAGCUCCCCCACACUGACGUCUCCAGGUAUUCAUCAAGGGAGCAGCUCCCCCACACUGACGUCUCCAGGUAUUCAUCAAGGGAGCGGCUCCCCCACACUGACGUCUCCAGGUAUUCAUCAAGGGAGCGGCUCCCCCACACUGACGUCUCCAGGUAUUCAUCAAGGGAGCGGCUCCCCCACACUGACGUCUCCAGGUAUUCAUCAAGGGAGCAGCUCCCCCACACUGACGUCUCCAGGUAUUCAUCAAGGGAGCAGCUCCCCCACACUGAGGUCUCCAGGUAUUCAUCAAGGGAGCAGCUCCCCCACACUGAGGUCUCCAGGUAUUCAUCAAGGGAGCAGCUCCCCCACACUGAGGUCUCCAGGUAUUCAUCAAGGGAGCAGCUCCCCCACACUCAGGUCUCCAGGUAUUCAUCAAGGGAGCAGCUCCCCCACACUGAGGUCUCCAGGUAUUCAUCAAGGGAGCAGCUCCCCCACACUGAGGUCUCCAGCACAAGUCACCAAUUCCUUACAAUCUGAUAAACUUUAUGUAAAUUAUGCAAAUUAA
Procambarus clarkii (red swamp crayfish) is the source of this 1227-nucleotide messenger RNA. Lineage: Eukaryota; Metazoa; Arthropoda; Malacostraca; Decapoda; Cambaridae. The record is from RefSeq and is a predicted model, not a curated record.